AUGUCUCAUUCAAUCACUUUCCCAUGGAUUACGGUAGGCAAUCGUGGAACUCGCUACACGGCCCUCUCAUUCUCCGCCGUCGUUAUCACUCACCCACGCUGCCGAAUCGUCUAUCUCUCCCCCUACCCGCCUACAGCAAACUCUCCUCUCCCACCCCAUCAGCGCUACUCCCACAGCCGCCCUACCACACUACAUCACACCACACCUUCCAACCUCUGCCCGUAUAGCCCAACCCCCCAUUCACCCCCUAACCCCGCCAUCGACCUACCUGACGCCCAACCCUCUACCUCUCGGCCCAGCACUCCGCCGCCAUCCCUCAUUCACCUCACUACCGCGACGAGCUCCCGACGUGGCGGGAAAACAUGCAGAGCACAGAAACGGUUCGGGCUGCGGAGCACAACUAGCUGA
Molecule: messenger RNA, 408 nt
Organism: Trematosphaeria pertusa
Lineage: Eukaryota; Fungi; Ascomycota; Dothideomycetes; Pleosporales; Trematosphaeriaceae
Exons: 3
Coding region: 1-408 (135 amino acids)
Source: RefSeq, a predicted model, not a curated record